This is a messenger RNA of Dreissena polymorpha, 3829 nucleotides long. Its product is annotated as homeobox protein unc-4 homolog. NCBI's taxonomy places the organism in Eukaryota, Metazoa, Mollusca, Bivalvia, Myida, Dreissenidae. The coding region runs from base 427 to 1533 and encodes 368 amino acids. Gene Ontology annotation, molecular function: sequence-specific double-stranded DNA binding; DNA-binding transcription factor activity, RNA polymerase II-specific. The transcript has 3 exons. Gene Ontology annotation, biological process: regulation of DNA-templated transcription. The record is from RefSeq and is a predicted model, not a curated record.
AAUGACAAUACGUUCGAAAUGGAUAAUAUACAGUAGUUAAUAUUGCAUCUAUCUGCAUAUACUGGUUAUAUCGUCACACUCAGAGGAACAAAUUUGUUUUCAAACUGAUGUGUUAGACCAAGUAUAAAGGCUGAAUAAACAACGCACACACUGUGGAAGGCACUUGCUUCAUUCGUAAACACUUUUUAAAUUUGCCAUCGAUGUAAAUUGAACGAAAUCAUGAAAAAGGACAAAACUACACAAGGAACAAAAUAAACACAUUCGCAAAGAGAGAAUAAUUUUUCUUCAAAUAUUGUUCAUGGAAACAAUAACAAGUUAAACAUGGCAAUAAUUAGCAUACAGUAAAAUAAAAAUAAAAUCGCCACAAACGUACGUUUGCAGUCGGAGACAUGUAAAAAGUAAAGGCAUGAACGCAUACUUAGCACAAUGAAUACUCCCCUGGGUUUUCUUCAGCAGCAACAACAACAGCAGCGGUACAACUACAGCCUCCAGCAGUUGCGCUUCCUUCAUCCGCUAGCGGCCUACUCGCACCUUCUGGACCCGCUCACAUUGGCACAGCUCUCACUGAACAAGAGCUCCCAGCAUUUCUCGAGCGGCUACCUGACCGGAUGUAAUUCGUUGAUAGGUAACCUAAGCAAUGGGGAGCUCUCAUCCGCCGUCAAUGCCUUUUGCGUACCUCACAGGAUCGGAGCGACGGAUGUGACGCCCGAGAGCGACCGCGGCAACGAGAGGACGCGCUCAACAGAACCAGAUUACUAUGACGACGACGCAGACGACAAACUCGGCAAGCGGCGCCGAACGCGCACGAACUUCACGAGCUGGCAGCUCGAGGAACUCGAGCGUUCAUUCCAGACCAGCCACUACCCGGAUGUGUUUAUGAGGGAGGCCAUAGCCAUGCGUCUAGACCUCAUUGAGUCCAGGGUGCAGGUAUGGUUCCAAAACCGACGCGCUAAAUGGAGGAAACAUGAGCACACGAAAAAAGGUCCCGGUCGUCCGGCGCACAAUGCGCACCCACAGACUUGUAGCGGGGAACCAAUUAGCGAGGACGAAAUAAAACGCCGGGAACAAGAGAAACUGGAAAAGAAAAGAAAGAAGCAAGAAGAAAGGCUUAAAAGACUAGAUGAGAAAAAGAGAUUGUUAAGUACGUUAAGUAGUGUGUCACAGUCAUCUUGCUCAAGUUGCCAUGGCGAUUCGUUCAAAGAAUCCGAUGUAGGUAAUCGAGAAACCAAUGACUCUAAUGACAUUUCUGAUGAAAGUUCCGACGCGGUCAAUACAAUUGUUGACAAAGCUAAAGAUACUGUUACAAACGCCACUGAAGUGAUAGCAAAGGAGCUAACGGACCAAUCAAAUGUUAAAAGUUUGGACAGUGAAGCGACAAUCAGUAAGAAUAACGUCCACGAACUGGGCACCGUUAAGGAUAUUUUAAAGAAAAAUCCUUUUAGUAUAGAAAGUCUUUUGAAUCGAACAAUGGCUAGCAAUACUAGGAACUCCUCUCAAAAUUGUGUCGAAGGUAUCAGAAAUAACGAGGUUUGAUUAAUUAUUUUACAACGAGCUGUAUAUAAGUAUUUUGUUAACGUAAGUGAAACCAAAACUAAAAGUUAAUCAAAGUACUGACAGUACUGGUGUGACGAUGCUUUUGAAGAGGAUGGAUAUAAAAGCAUCAAUUUAAGUUUAUCUACACCACAAUGGGUACGAAAAUUUUGGGAACAAAAAUUAUGCCAAACAAAAAUGGGUACGAACAAAAAAUUUGGUUACGAAAAAAAUUGGGUACGAAAAAAAUUGGGUACAAAAAGAUGUGGGCACCAAAACGAAUUUGGGUACAAAAAACAAAUUGGGUACGAAAAAAAUUUGGUAUGAAUUUGUUGCUUUUUUUGGGGGGGGAGGGGGGGGGGUACGGGGAAGUAGUGCCCGUGUGGAACUUGACCCAUUCAGCGAAACUGGUAGGCGGGUUACAUUCUCGAUCAAAUAUAACAAGAAAUAUCUUUAAAAAGAUUUUCGACGUGUAUUAUCUGUACCACUUAUCUUAAAAAACGUUAUGUUAAAGUAAAAUGCUUGUGGGUUAUGACAUUACGUUAUGUAGCAGAUAUAUUCAAAACUUGACAUGCUCUUUAAUUACACCAUGCUCUUUAAUUUCACAUGUAUAUCAUACCAAACUUUAUAUUUCGUUGUUUCCUUUGCUAAGUUAAUGAUGUUAUGUGUACGGACGUGAUUUCGCAUGAACAUAUAUUUGUUCUCUUUUGAUUAUUGUUUUUUUCUCUUAUUCAAUAAGCUUAGGCAUGUUUGUUCGUUUAAUACGGCAAUAAUUUCAUGAUGAUUGCCGAAAGUAGGUAUGAACACAUAGUCGAAUACGACUUGAAUACGUGAGUUCGCCCAUGAACACAUGGUAAGGUUAACUAAAUCUCCGCGAUAUGACGUAAUAUGUGUUUAAAACAGAAAACAAUAUCCAACAAAUGAAUAAAUUAUCAAACAUAGUGUGUGCACUGAUGUAGCUCUUUAAUUUUGGUUUGAAAAGUUUAUUAAAUAUGAAAAUGAGAGAGCACGCAUAAGAGCGAGUUUCACAUAUGUUGCACGGCUAUUAUGCUGUUUAUAUACCAUACUCGCUUUAACGUUUACAAAUGUCAGGUUCGAAAUAAUUCGUUUUCUUUACACUCAUGAUCGCGUUAAACGUUUAUUAUACACGUUUUCAUUCGCAAUUUAUUUACAGAAUCAUGACAAAUGUCAAAUACAAUACAGAAAAUGCAUAGUUGUUUCAUUGAUCUAUAAACAUAUAAUGAAUUGAAUAUAACUGAUUUAAAACUAACGUUUUCAAACUAUUAUUGAAUCUUUUUCCCAGAAUAUGCUGUUCUGAGCUGAGCUUCCUUUACUGUUAUCAAUGAUAAUCAGCGAGGUAUGCCGAUUAGAAAAAUCAAUCGGACUGGCUCGGUCUUUUACAUAGGUCGCCAUUGUGAAGAAUUUGUUCAUGGUAUGAUAACUUAGACGAGCUGCUUCGCAGCAUUGUCAAAAAGGACAUAUUUUAAUGUUGUAAUAAUUGAUUAGUUUGAAAUUAAAACAAUGUUUAAGAGACCAAUCGUUUCUUUUUUCUCUAUAUAACAGAAAUACUUAAAUUGUAAAUAAUAAAUAAAUAAAGUGCAUAUAAAUAUAUCAUGACUUUAUAUAUUUAAAAAAAAGUGGCAGGUUCCAACAAAUAUUUACACUCUCACUGUCAAAAUAAAAUACCAGUUCAAGUAAAACAGUAAUUUAUUUAAAUUCAACAUUCCCAUAAUUCUAUUAUUGAAUGUUUUCUAAUUUGUUACCCAAGGUUUUUAAGUCGUCAUUAGUCGAAAUGUAAUAGCUGAUUACGAUGCUGUUAUACCCUAAUCUACGUGCUCCCUUAAGAUCCUUUUGGACCUAGAAAAAGGAGAGACAGAAAGCUUAAACCCAUUCCGAAUGUCAAUCCAUGUCCCAAAGGGUUGUACGAAACAUCGAAACAAGUAAUCGAGAAUCGAACAGCAAAGAACCAGCAUUGUUGACACAUUGUAGAAAAACUCCGUCAAGAAAAUAUUAACGACAAUCCUUUAGGUAUGCAGGACUUUGUUCCAUCUCUAGAGAUUUCAGAUAAACAGCUGUUUGCUUUUGGAGAAAAUAAUUAAUCUUUGUCCUCCAGCAUGGAUUUCCAUACAUGUUCUUUGCGAAUUGUAUUCCCAUGUUAUGGGUGCAUCAAUUACGAUUAAACCGAAUGACAACAUUAAAGUGAAAAUGGUAAUUGGAAAGUUUGCUUAAGGAAUGCAUUGCCAAGGCUGCCAAUAAAAUUUCUAGAAAGGUCAUGAUGAAUUUUGAUAAGGAAAUAACU